UUUAAAUUUCCAGUGGCGUUACACGGGCGACAGCUACACUCCUACAUUGCGCGACUGUUAAGACUCUCCAGAGAGAAGGAUUCGUUGGAGCGGCGCCCUCUUUUCUCGGAGUAGGGUCGUUUCCCCCUUCGCUUAUUUUCGUUUACAUGUAAGGAAGAUGGCGGCCGAGAAAGUGGGGUUACAGCUGCUGUCCCGCGAGCAUGGACAUGUGGAUGAGGAAGAAGAGGAGGAGGAAACUGAUGAGCUUAAAAUGGAAACAGACCAGCCUGGCGCAGAAAUGACUAAGGAAGAAAUACAAAUUAAAGAGGAAAAAACAGAAAUAAAAAUUAAAAAGGUAGAAACAGGACAAGAAAUUGGAAAGGAACCUAACAGAAACCUACUGGACGCAUCAUCUGAAUCUCCCAGAGGUUUGCAAGCCCAAUGCAGAAAUCUUUGUGGGAAACACAUUUCAAUUCAAAGAACGCUUACCGAUCUAGAAAAACUGGCUGGUUUGAAGGAAGGUUGCAGAAUCUCAACUGUUUCCCAGAACACAGACCCUCACAUGGCAGGUAGCAAGAAAUCUUGUCCUCUUUGCCCUGAAGACAAGUUCAAAGCUUGUUAUGCUCAUAAGCUCCAUCGCCACCUUCAGAAUCUCCACUGGAAAGUGUCUGUUGAAUUUGAAGGCUACAGAAUGUGCAUUUGUUACUUACCUUGUCGCCCUGUGAAACCAAAUGUUGCUGGAGAUCAGAUAUCCCUAAAGAUGGGAGCCCAUUUCCACUGCAUUAUCUGUUCAGCAACCAUUACCCGAAGGACUGAUAUGGUAGGGCAUGUUAAACGCCAUGUUAAUAAAGGAGAAACCGAAUCUAGGUAUAGCCCUGCCCGUGUUCGCAAGUCUACACAUGAAGUUGUGAAAGAAGCAGACACAGAUGUACGAGUCCUUCCUAACUAUUCUACGCCACAGAAAACAGAUUCCUAUUUUAAUCCCAAAAUGAAGCUUAACAGGCAGUUGGUAGUCUGUGCUUUAGCUGUUUUAGCCGAGGAGCGGAAGCCUCUGGAGUGCCUGGAUGCAUUUGGAGCCACUGGUAUAAUGGGAUUACAGUGGGCAAAGCAUCUUGGAAAUUCUGUAAAAGUCACCAUUAAUGAUUAUAACGCGAAUUCUGUGACAAUGAUACACGAGAACUGUCACUUAAAUAAGAUGAAGGUGGUGACUAGCAGCAAAGAGGAAGAUGACUGUGAUUUAACAUUGGAAGAAGGGGAGGAAAACUUUCCUACCAUUGAGGUGACACAAAUGGAUGCCAAUGUCAUCAUGUACUUGAGAGCAUUUGAUUUUAUACAUCUGGACCCAUUUGGAUCUUCAGUAAACUAUCUAGAUGCAGCUUUCAGAAAUGUAAGAAACCUUGGUAUUGUGUCAGUGACAUCGACAGAUACCAGCUCUCUGUAUGCCAAGGCUCAGCAUGUGGCUCAGCGCCACUACGGUUGCAACAUUGUGAGGACAGAAUAUUACAAGGAACUGGCAGCUCGCAUGAUAGUUGCUGCUGUGGCAAGAGCUGCUGCUCGAUGCAACAAAGGCAUUGAAGUUUUGUUUGCGGUGGCCCUAGAACACUUUGUUCUUGUAGAGGUGAGAGUAUUGAGAGGACCCUCUCCUGCAGAUGAGACUGUCAAGAAAAUUCGGUACCUCAUCCACUGUCAGUGGUGUGAAGAGAGGGUAUUUAAGAGAGAGGGCAACAUGAUAGAAGAGAAUCCUUAUCGGCAGCUCCCUUGUGACUGCCACAGUAGUAUGACAGGGAAGACGGCAGUUGAACUCGGCCCUCUAUGGUCAGGGUCCCUCUUUAACCCUGGAUUUCUAAGAAGAAUGUUGUUUGAAGCAGUUCAGUAUGGUUUGGAUGACAUCCAGACCCUUCUGAAAACACUCAUCUGUGAAGCAGAGUGCACAACUCACAAACAGUUUUCAAUACACGGCCCCAGCAGCCAUAACAAACAAGAAGAGUGUGGUGUGUUUAUUAAGACACCAGAUGCUGCAGCAGAUUACUACGGAAAAAGAAAGAGUAACGAAAUGAACCAAAAUGGACCAAAACGACACAGGCUUGAGAGUAACGCUGAACAUCCUGCCUUUUAUUAUAAUAUCCAUAGACACAGUAUUAAAGGAAUGAAUAUGCCAAAGUUAAAUAAGUUCUUGCAUUACCUCUCUGAAGCUGGGUAUCGAGUAAGUCGAACUCAUUUUGACCCCAUGGGCGUUCGCACUGAUGCCCCCCUGGUACAGUUUAAAUCGAUUCUCGUGAAGUACAGCACACCCACUUACACAGGAGGGCAAUCCGAAGGCUCUACGCAGGCUCUGGAGGAUUCCCAGGCAGGAACUGACGGUGACUUCACAGAAGAAAGCAUGUAAAAUGACACUUCUGGCAAGAGGUUUGACUUUAAAAAAAAAAAAAAACACCUGAAGAUUUAUUUCAAGAAGUACAAAUGAGCCAGUGAUCUCUAGAGACGGCAUGACCUGGGAUCAUUUUAGAACAGCAACAGAACAACAGCCACUCGUCUGCUCUCCCGAGACUGUCGUUCGGUUUUAAAUUAUUUCAUUUUUACUGCCCGUUCUUCUUUUAGUUAUUGAAUUCUGCAGCUAUCCUGAACUUCCCGUGUCUCUGGAACUUCUUCUUCAGAUAUAUAAUACCGCUGACGAAGAUGAUGGAAUAGCAGGGAGCUGAGGUACCAAGCACUUGUGUUAUUACUACAACUUAAUAAAAUGUU
This is a messenger RNA of Gekko japonicus, 2721 nucleotides long. RefSeq names its product tRNA methyltransferase 1 like (gene TRMT1L). Gene Ontology annotation, cellular component: nucleus. The coding region runs from base 158 to 2365 and encodes 735 amino acids. Gene Ontology annotation, molecular function: RNA binding. The transcript is spliced from 16 exons. Gene Ontology annotation, biological process: tRNA N2-guanine methylation. Lineage: Eukaryota; Metazoa; Chordata; Lepidosauria; Squamata; Gekkonidae. The record is from RefSeq and is a predicted model, not a curated record.